AAUAGGCUCAUAUAGUAAACAUUCUUGCAUGUCCUUAAUUUUAGUUCAUUUCUUAUACAUUGGGUUUAAGAAUUUAGGUCAUAAAUAAUGGGUUUAUUAUUAUCUGCUCGUAGUGUUGGAAUUUUUAUUCUCUUGCUUGUAUUUGUUGUAGAAAAUUAUGUCCAUGCUGAUGUUGUUAACAAGGAAGUUGAAAAUGAGAAGUUACUGUUUAAGAAUCGUCGUUUUGGUGGGGGUUUAGGACAUGGGAUUUAUAGUAAAAAGUUUCUCGGUGGUGGUGGUGGCUUAGGAGGUGGAGGUGGUUUUGGUGGAGGUGCUGGUGGUGGUGCAGGUGGUGGUUUUGGUGGAGGUGCUGGUGGUGGUGCAGGUGGUGGUUUUGGUGGCGGUGCAGGUAGUGGUCUAGGAGGUGGUGGUGGUCUUGGUGGUGGUGGUGGAGCAGGGGGAGGGUUUGGUGGCGGCGCCGGUGGUGGUGCAGGAGGUGGUUUUGGUGCUGGUGGUGGUCUUGGUGGCGGCGCCGGUGGUGGUGGUGGUUUUGGUGGAGGAGGAGGUGGUGGACUUGGUGGAGGUUUUGGUGGAGGCUUUGGUGGUGGUGGCGGCAUUGGUGGGGGUCUUCAUUGAUCAACAAAGUUAGGAUCUUCUUGCAUUGCAUGCAAUAUUAAUGUUGUCCUAUAUUUUAUAACUCUUGGAAUUGUGUCCUAUGCGCUCUUGUAUAUCAAGUGGUUAAUUACUUUGUUAUUAUUAUUGUUUUGUGAAACUUGUUGAAAAUAUAGUAUUUCUAGUACUCAAACAAGUCUAUAUCUGUCAUAAUCUACAGUGUAUUUUCUUGAGCUAGUGAUCAAAAGAAAAAGCAAAAGUUUUUGUACAUCGUGUUGCAAAAAACUCAUGGACUAUGUAAUUUAAUGCCCUGUUAUAAAUUAAAAAAAAAAACAGUGUAUAAGUUUUGUUGUCA
Molecule: messenger RNA, 946 nt
Organism: Capsicum annuum
Lineage: Eukaryota; Viridiplantae; Streptophyta; Magnoliopsida; Solanales; Solanaceae
Product: glycine-rich protein 23
Exons: 1
Coding region: 88-615 (175 amino acids)
Source: RefSeq, a predicted model, not a curated record